Dicrocoelium dendriticum is the source of this 1182-nucleotide messenger RNA. Lineage: Eukaryota; Metazoa; Platyhelminthes; Trematoda; Plagiorchiida; Dicrocoeliidae. The record is from the annotation of a GenBank genome assembly.
AUGUUUGCGCUUCUGCAAUACGUUUCCCAUGCUGGAACGUCUGGAAAUGUUGCAGAGACCGAGAAACGGGCCUGCUUGUAUACAAAUGCUCAAUGUCUUUCUAACAAACUGGCUGAACUGAAAGAUCGCCAAGCUUCCGGCUCGUAUGAUGUCGCUGGUAUCACCGAGACAUGGUUGCACACGGGAAUGACGGACGCUGAAGUGUCGCUACCCGGCAAGUCGCUGAUCCGGAACGAUAGGCUCACAAAGGAAGGUGGGGUAAUCCUGUAUUACCGAAACGACUUACAGUGCGAAGCCGUGGAGGACUCAGACUCGCAGUUCCCCGACUCUAUUUGGUGCCGGUUGCAGUUAAAAGGCAGGGACGCUUGCCUUAUUGUCUUGGUGUACCGCGCCUCUAACUCAACACCCGAAACCGACUACCACCUAUCGGCUGCUUUAAGGUGCAGUUUACAACAAAAAUACACUCACAUUAUUAUCAUGGGUGAUUUCAACGUGCAUUGUUUAGAAGCCCUUGCCACGAUCGGAGAACAAUUCAAAACCGAUCUACAAGAUCUAGUAACUACUGUUCCUCUUUACAACCACAGCACUUUGCCCACUCGGUUCAGAACUGGUAACAGGCCAUCUGUGCUAGAUCUUGUGCUUACCAACGAAGAGCAUAUGACUGAUGCUUUGGUUUUAGACUUCCCGUUGGGUCGCAGCGAUCAUGCAGUCAUCAGUUUUAACUUCGUCUGCUAUGCAGACUAUCUGAAUGAGAACGAUGAGACUGUGCGAACCAUCACAAGAUACGACCGACUCUCCCAGCUAGUCAGCGCCACAGCAUGGUCUUUCCUCGAAGAAAACCCCCCCGAAGUCGCCUGGCUCGAGUUCGUCAACACAUUCAGUCAGCUGAUUGCACAGGCUUCAGAGAUACAAGCUUGCAAUAGGGGACUAACCCACAUCAAGUUUACCGCAGAGGCUGCAUUGCAAAAGCUGACUUCUCCGCGCAAACACAGCUCGCCGGGUGUCGACACCAUUCGUCCGGGGGCAUUGGGAGCAGCAGCAAGCCAACUGGCAGGACCUUUAGCUCAGUUUUUCCAGCGCUGCUUAGACCAGAACCAAGUUCCCGCCAUGUGGAAGCUUGGAAUAUUAACCCCGAUUCACAAAGGUGGAAGCAGAACUGAUCCCCUAACUACCGCCCAGUAA